GUGAGACGAAACAAUUACGAAGAGGCUUCUGAGGUCACCACUUGCCUUCUCAGCGUUUAUUCCACAUGGCUUUGAAUGCUACACACCUGCGAGUCACCGUUGCUGCCGCUCCGCCGUGGGUACAGCCGGAAUACAAAGGGGAAAAACUCCACAUGGCCGGCAUAUUUGGCCACAUUCUGCAAGCACUCGCUGACUUCGUUCCUUUCAGCUUCGACGUCACAUACGACCCCCAGCGUUCUUUCGGCACCCGCCUCGAGAACGGCAGCUACACCGGCAUCAUCGGACUUCUGCAGAAAGGGGAGGUUGACCUAGCCGCCGCCUCCGUGUUCUUGCAGUCUGACCGCGCAGAGGUGGUGACGUACGCACCCGUCAUGUACACCAGCCACUGCGCGCUGAUCGCUGUCGCCGGGGCGCCUUCUGUCAACGCGUUCGGAUACCUGCUUGUCUUCGACUGGCAGGCAAACUUCUCAUACGCACUGGACCUGCCCAUAUUUUAA
Molecule: messenger RNA, 497 nt
Organism: Dermacentor albipictus
Lineage: Eukaryota; Metazoa; Arthropoda; Arachnida; Ixodida; Ixodidae
Source: RefSeq, a predicted model, not a curated record